UCUUCCCAGAGAAAAUACAAGACAGGGUCACAGACUCACAGUACCAGAAGCAGAAGAGAUGGCGUUAAACAUCUCCAACAUCACAGAUGCUCAGCUUCUUUCCAUGAAAAGCAGCCCAGAUAUUGCCAUCAUAGAUGUCAGGGAUGAUGAGAGAAGCUCUAAUGGACAUAUAGCUGGUUCGCUGCACUACGCUAGCGGUACCUUCUCUGAGAAAAUCCCGAAUCUUAUUGAAGAGGUCAAAGGGAAAGAUACCCUUGUGUUCCAUUGUGCUCUAAGCCAGGUGCGUGGCCCAGCAUGUGCUCGCAAGCUUGUUGAUUACCUUACAGAAAUGGGAGAAGAUGUGGGCUUAAAGAAUGUUUUGGUUUUGGAGCGUGGGUUCAAUGGCUGGGAACCUUCUGGUAGACCUGUUUGUUCCUGUACUGAUAUCAAUUGUAAAGGACACAAAGCAUAGAUGCUGUAUUGAUUUAAUCUAUGAAUGAAAAAAAGAAGAAGCAUAUUCAUGUUGUACCCUGUAAUAAUGUCUGCUUCAGGAUGCGUGUUCAAUAAUGCUCAACUUGUGUACCUAAAUGCUUAUAAAUCAAGUGAUUUCUUUUCCUUGUUAUCUUU
Molecule: messenger RNA, 606 nt
Organism: Telopea speciosissima
Lineage: Eukaryota; Viridiplantae; Streptophyta; Magnoliopsida; Proteales; Proteaceae
Product: dual specificity phosphatase Cdc25-like
Exons: 3
Coding region: 59-451 (130 amino acids)
Cellular component (GO): nucleus; cytoplasm
Molecular function (GO): protein tyrosine phosphatase activity
Source: RefSeq, a predicted model, not a curated record